CUCUUGUGCGGUACUGUUUCAAUUAAUAUACCAUCUUUUAUUCUAAUCAAAUAUAAAUUCGAUAUAUUUUGUUGAUAUAUACAUUUAUGUUUAUUUUUAACGUUGCUUAUCACAGUAUGUUUUAAAAUUAAAAUUUGAAACCUAUUGAAUUAGUAAUUUAAAAUUAACAAGAUUCUGUUUGAAAGAUUAAAAAAUACUUUAUAAGUUGAAUUCUUUUCAGAACAAUUUCUAAAAAUAGAAAAAAAAAAAGCCUUAAUUUCUUAAAGAUUUAACUCGGCACAGAUAUGCUAUGCCUUAACAUGCUAUGUGAUAGCCCUGCGAAUGAAUUAUUGUUCCUCUUUUUCACUCCAUUAUCUGAAGACAGCUGAGCUGAAAAUUCAAUGGAAGAAGAGAAAUUCUUGAGGCAGUUGAAACUUUGUUUGUAAACGAGUUGUUCCUGUUACUGGAGAUUUGCCAUCUCUAACGUAUUGUAUGAUUUCUGCAAAUUAUGUCUAUUACAGCAGAAAAUUUGUGCCCUAAUUGUGGAAAUGAACUAAAAGCUGUACAAAAUCUUGAUGGUGGUAAAGAUUACUUUUCUGAUAUUGACCUGCAAUAUGACUGCCUUAUUUGUGGUUACAGAUAUAGUUAUGUUCCUGAAAAUAUCCAAGAUGAUAUGAAAUAUGACUCAAAAUCUCUUUAUUGUACAAUCUGUGAUAAGCAUUUCAAUCAGUCAAGUAGUUUAAAGAGGCAUAUGGUUUCGCAUUCAGGUGAACGACCAUUUUGCUGUGAAGAAUGUGACAAGACUUUUAAAACAAAGGCUGCUUUGAAAAGACAUUCAAUUAUACAUACUGGGGAAUGCCCAUUUGAGUGUAGUACUUGUAAAAGAAAAUUUAAUCAAAUAAGUAACUUGAGAAAACAUUUGGUGAUACACAGUAAUAAUUGCCCCUUCUACUGUGAUGUAUGUGGAAAAGGAUUCAAUCAGUUAAGUAAUUUGAAAAAGCACAUGGUUGUGCAUAGAGAGCAUAAAAUGUCAUCCAAUAAUAUUGGAAAAUCUGUUUAUUCUGGUGUUCUAAAAGGAUCUGAAAAAUCUGUAACGCGACCAGUACUGACUUUUGUAAAACCUGCAGGAUCUUGAUAUAUAAGUGUUCUAUCAAACCAUAUAAAUGAAUUAGAUUAAUUAUAUUUGAAUCAGCUACAUAUUUUAUAUCAUAUUUUUGAAAGAAAAAAAUAACAACCAAAUAUAUUAAUAUAAGUUUAGCUGAAGUUUUGGAAAUUCUCUAGUUUACUAAAGUCAGCUCAUUUAAUUGUCUUUCAUAAUGUAUCACAGUGGUUUAAUAUGAAGGUUAAAGGAUUAAGUUUCUCAAACUGCUUUUAUUUUUCAUGUAAUUAAUUAAAUGAAUAAGUUUUUAA
Messenger RNA from Argiope bruennichi, 1389 nucleotides. RefSeq names its product zinc finger protein 430-like. The record is from RefSeq and is a predicted model, not a curated record. The coding region runs from base 488 to 1114 and encodes 208 amino acids. The transcript is spliced from 2 exons. Gene Ontology annotation, biological process: regulation of transcription by RNA polymerase II. Gene Ontology annotation, molecular function: RNA polymerase II cis-regulatory region sequence-specific DNA binding; DNA-binding transcription factor activity, RNA polymerase II-specific. Lineage: Eukaryota; Metazoa; Arthropoda; Arachnida; Araneae; Araneidae. Gene Ontology annotation, cellular component: nucleus.